GUCACGUGUCCAAACAAACGCAGUGGUGUGGAGUAAAGUUGGACAACGUUUUGCUAUGACCAGGAGAUUAUAUGGAAUACAGUCUCGUUUUGCCGAUAUGUUAUUGUUAUAGCUAUAUGCAGACAUACUGAUAUGUUAUUCUUAUAGCUAUAUGCAGACAUAAUCGCAUUUGUUAAAGUCACUUAUUCAACGUCGUCUUUGGGAUUAAUGGCGUCCUAUGUGUGGCUAUCAUUAUUAUUCAACCUAACGCUGUGUGUGUCAGCUCUUUUCUCUUCUUAUAAAGUCUUUAAGGAUCACAGAGCUCCCUCAGUUGGACUCUUGCUGGUUGGACUCUCUGCAGGACUUUGUGUUUUUCCUUCCUCAAGCCCACUCCUCACCUCCAUCCAGAAAGAUGCAGUCUGGGCCGGGGAGAUUCUGGCUCCAUCAUUACUGGCCUUCCACUUCCUGUGGCUGAGUGAGGAUCACAGCACAGCAUGCAUUCUCUUGGUUGGCUCCUGCCUGCUGCUGGGACUGUGUGACAGUCUGUCAGCAGAUACACUGGUAGUCCUGAGUCGCUGCCUGGGCCUGGCGUCCUUGUCCUGCUGCCUCAUGGUGUGUCUGCUUGCUGGAAACCUGACAGGGGCCCUGACCAGCGUAGCUAUCAGCCUGCCUGUCCUUUUGGCUCCCACUUUUGGGAGAGACACUUUUGCAUCACUCACCUCCCCGGCCGCCAAUGGGGGAAUGAUGAGGUUGUUUUUGAAAGGGUCCAUGUGCAUAGGCUGUUGGGCCUCCACACGUUCCCUGCACAAGUUUCUGUUGGACGUGACUGACCGAUAUAAUUUACACAUAUAGAACUUUGCUCAUGCACGAGUCACAACAUUAUUUUCUCCUUAUACAGGUGCAUCUCCGAAAAUUUGAUUUUCUUUUCAUUUGAUUUCAGGAGUCCAAUUCAGAGACUAAUGAAAGGCGGAGGAAGUUUUUGCAGUUUAUUUGCUGAUUAGUCGUUUGCAAUAUUCAACUUUAGAACAAUUUUUCUAAUUUAUGAGAUACUAAAUUUGGGGUUAUUAUUAGCUGGAAUCUAUAAUUAAAAUUAUGAGGAAAUUAAGAAAUACAUUCUUGAAAUAUUUCACUGCAUUGAGAGUUUACUGAAACUACUCAAAUAAACCACAUUUCACCUGUAUAGUCAAUAAUUCUCACACAUUUUCCUUCGGUCCUAGUUUAAUGUUUGUAGGGGAAUAAAUGCUGCAUUUAUGUACACAAUUCCCUUGUGUUGAAACGUACAAUGAAACACUAUUAACAAAGAUGACUUUAGCCUUCUUAGUGGUCACACGAGCAAAACAAAGCGUCUUCUUCUCACAUUCUUAAAAGCCUCUGAUGAGGCGGGUCCUUCUUUUGAAAUAAAAAGCCAAACAUGGAUGGAACAGUGGUGCACUGACAUCUCAUGUUACAGCUGCUCAAACUACAACCUUUAGUUCGACUUUAUAGGCUUUUUUAUGUGGCAUUCUGCUUGAAUUCUUAAUUGUACAACAUCAGGGGCAUACAUGUUUGGAUUGUAUUUGUAUUCAGUUGCUAAACUUUGAUUUGACCAUAUGUAUUCCAUGUCAUCCCAUAUUGUAGUAAUUUUCACCAAUUAUAAAUAAGCAUCAGUGGUCCCUCAGUAGUGUAUUGGAAGUGUGUUAGCCUUGAUCCUGGAAUUUAGACAGUUGAAAAGUGCUUUGUCCACACCUGCCUCUGAAAACAUUUGGCUCCCAAGUUGGUAGCUGACUGAUGGAGCUCCAGGCUUUAUUUUAAGAUGUGUAGCGAAGCCUUUUUAAUAUAUAUAUAUAUAUAUAUAUAUAUAUAUAGGUGUAUCUAACUAGGGGCAAGUCAGAGGUUGUAUCAUAUCCACGACAGAACUUUAAAAGCGGCUGUCUUCUCCCAAAAGUGGAACAAACAAGUGAGGGAACUGAUAGAUUUUUUUUGGUGCUCAUAAACAGACUGCAAGGACCCAUUUUCCUGCUCCAACAUCAUUUAAAAAGUCUAUUUCGCAUAAUAUGGAACAUUUAGGCCAUAGCAUUUAUUGGCUUAUUUUGUGUACAUAUAUUAAUGUUGUGCCUUAAAGUGUUGACAUGUUUACACAUAAUCAAUCAGAUAUGAAGUUUGCUCCUCACUUGCGCAUUAAUCAGUUGAAUCACGACUUGUCAGUCCUCCACUGCAGCUGAUGGAGGCUCUGCACUGAGCAUGCUCGCUGCAGAUGCCGCCUGUAAAUGGGCCAAGAGUGCAGAGGAGGAGGAGAAAGGGGAGGAGAGAGCGUUUGAUGGGAUGCUGUUGCAGCUCUUGAGAAAAGGAGCUGCAUGCAUGGAGAAGACGUGUCAUUGACAACAUGGAUGGAGCCUGAUAGGGGAAUGCAAAUGCCUGGGACUGUGGAUUACAAUAUUUGCUAAGGAACUGUUGCACAGCGGGGACAUGUACGCCUUCUACUCCCUUUUAGUCUAUAUCUUCUACACCGUCUUCAAGAAGGAGGAGGAGGAGGACACCUUGGAGGCAUCAUGUGGAGCCUCUGCAGACGAGCCAAGACCUGUUUCCAUGGAAACAGGGAGCAGAAAGAAAGAUGGCCACACCCCCAAAAUGAGAAAGAAGGCCUAUGCUCGGCUGAGUGACUCUAGCAGUAGCAGUGACAGUGAUGAGUUGUCCCCAAGUGAUGAAGAUGAGGAUGCCACGGAUAUCCCAGCAUGCACUCCUCUGGCAGCGUUUCUGUCCUUCAAGCAGGAGUCUGACAAGAGGAGAGCCUCACAGGGCCAGCUGGAGUCAACAGGAAAGUUAGGAGAGUCCCCCUUGAUGGCCGUCAUGUCCCACUUGCUGAGCUUCCUGGAGCAGUACUCACACUUCCAGCAGCUGCAGCAGCAAGCCGAGCAGUACCGCCUCCAGCUCAAGAGGCACCGCGUGCAGCACAGACGCCAGAUGAAGGCGCUGCGGGCCUCCUACCGCCAGCGCCUCAAGGACAAGAAGAGCAUCAUUUGUAACCUGGAGGAAGCCGUCAGCCAGCAGCUGAGCCCACACGACGACGGCCAGUGUGUCAAUGUUGAGGGGGCUCAGGCCAGGGUUCACUGCCUUGUGGAGUCCCUGUACGGCCUGCAGGGUGAACGCAGCAAGCUGAGAGGAGAACUGCACCUCCUGCGUUCUCAGCUGGAGCAGAAGGACACAGAUAGACAUUCGCGUAUCCUGGCCUUUCAGCAGCAGAUCGAUGAGCUGAAGAGUGGCAUUGAAGAGCGCGAGGAGGAGCUGUCGAGACUCAGAACAGCCACUGGGGCCACAGACUCAGAAAAACGUGUGUUGUGUCUUUCGGCGGAGAAUGAGAGUCUCAAGCAGAGCCUGACUGUCACUCAAGGCCUCCUGCAGCAGCUGACCACCGUCCCCUCACAGUCCAACACCAUGCUCCUCAAGGAAAACGAGAAUCUGCGAAGCAGGGUGCAGCAGCUGGAGGCCUCCCUACAGCAACGCGCUGAGCGGCUGUUGCAGUUGGAGCAGCGGAGUGAGCGCAGCGAGUGGAGGAGAGGGCAGGAGCUGAGGAGGCGAGAGGAUCGAGUGAGGGAGCUUCAGCUGGAGUUGGACAGAGAGCGAGGCAAGGAGCCAGUGGUGAAGUAUGUCACCCAGACCGUCGAGGUGGAAUCUCCCGCCACUCUCAAGCAGCUCACCAAAGCCAGACAGAGGAACGAGCUGCUGUCCGAGAAGCUGACCAAUCAGAACGAGCGGUGCAAACAGUUGGAGGAGCAAAUCAGGAAAUCGGAUGAAUACAGCUGCAAUCUGCAACACAAGAUAGCAGCUUAUGAGCGAGAGAUCGGCCAGCUGAGGGAGGAGUUGCUGAAGGAGAUCGGCCACUUGGAGGAAAGGAAGGAGGAGGCCGUGAAGGCCGCUGCAAACUGCUCGGCAGAACACUUUCAGGACCUGCAGCACCAAUUCUUUACUUUACAGAAGCGUUUGACUGCCCUCCCCCCAACUCUACGCUGCAUGAAAACAGACUACGCCAGCCUGAGGAGCCAAGUGAGGAACUUCUCAGAGUUUUACGGAGCAGCGAUAAAGGAGGCGAAGAAGCAGGUUUCAGCAGCAAUCUCUGAGAUGUCUGAGGCCAACAGAGACCUUCUGGAGAAGUACAGGAAGGAGGCCGCACUGCGCAGGAAGUUGCAUGAGCAGCUAGUGGAGCUAAAAGGCAACAUUCGUGUGCUGUGUCGUGUGAAACCUGUGCUGAAAGAGGACCAACACGAGGAAGGCCAAUCGGUGGUGGUGACCACAGACCCAAAUAACGAGUCCUCUCUGAAUGUGCUGAGCAAAGGGAAAGGUCGCACCUUUGAGCUGGACAAGGUCUUCCAUCCUCAGGCUACACAGGAAGAGGUCUUCCAGGAGAUUGAGCCUCUUGUGACGUCCUGCAUUGAUGGCUACCAUGUCUGCAUAUUUGCUUAUGGACAGACUGGCUCUGGAAAAACAUACACCAUGGAGGGCAGCGUUGAGAACCCUGGCAUCAACCAGAGGGCCCUCAAACAUCUCUUUAGUGAGAUGGAGGAGAGGAAGGACAUGUGGUCAUACACGGUCACCGUCAGCUCUGUGGAGAUCUACAAUGAGGUGCUAAGGGAUCUUCUGAGUAAGGACGGAGAGAAACUGGACAUCAAAAUCAACCCGGACGGAACAGGACAGCUGCAUGUGCCGGGCCUCAGGGUCAUAGAGGUUAAGAGCUUCCAGCAUAUCAAGAAGAUAUUAGCCACAGCCCGCAGGAACAGGAUCACAUUUGGCACUCAGAUGAACCAACACAGCUCUCGCUCUCAUGCUCUACUCUGCAUCACCGUUCAGGGCACGGACCUUGCCACCGGCUCCAAAACCACCGGCAAGUUGAACCUCGUUGACCUGGCGGGAUCAGAGAGGGUAUGGAAGUCUGGUGCAGAGGGCGAGAGGCUGAAGGAGGCCCAAAAUAUAAACCGAUCCCUGUUGGCCCUUGGGGAUGUCAUCCAAGCACUGAGAGCGCGGCAGACCCACAUCCCAUUCAGAAACUCUCGCCUUACGUACUUGUUGCAGGACUCUCUGGGUAAAGGCAGCAAGACAGCAAUGGUGGUGCAGGUGUCGUCUCUGGAGAGUAACAUAGGGGAGACAUUGUGCUCGCUGAAGUUUGCCCAGAGGGUGUGCAAGGUGGAGCUCGGCCCUGCAGCCAGGAAGAUUGAAUCUGGCGGGGGGCAGUGCGACUAAGUCAACAACUUCCUGUUGCUGGACACACACACACACCAGUCACACUUUACCAUAUCCAACAAACAGCUAUCAUGCUCAAGGGCUAAAACUGUCUUAGUCAGCAUUAAUACUUAACUGACAUAAGACAGGUGAGCACCUUUUGCCACAGUUGAAGGCAUGCAGGAAUAUUUCUACCUUCACUGCGAGUGCCAAAGCAAUGUCUGCGUCCACCACAAUGUAUGCUUCUAUGUGUCCGGGAGCCACUAUUCUCUUUCCUUUACAACAAUUCAGGAUCUCCUCCCCAACAUUUGUUUAGCACAUUGCCAUAUUCCUUGUGAUGUCUGUUUUUGAAGGUACUGUAGUUCUUGUGUAGCUUUUAAUGACACGCAAGUCACAUAUUUAUGUAGUUUAUCUGAAGAUGUUUCGCUUUAGAGCCUUAUUUGUUUGCCUUUUAAGAAGGCCAAUGGCAGUCAAGUGAGUAGGUGGCCUUGUGUAGUACUGAUGAAUAGUGCAGUAUGCACCUGACGGAGCAGAUUCGUGGGCCUAUGUGGACACAAGAUGCACUUUAUAGUAAAUGAAUAGGAUGCGUUUAUGUCAGACCAGUUAUUGAGUUGCUUGCAAUAGAUAUCACUAGUGAACGGCAUACCAAAAAACAGGUUUCUGCCAUCAGUUCAAGUAUGCCACCCUUUGAAUCAAAACUACCUUUGAUUCACUUGUAGCAAGGCAUCAGUGUAACGAUUCAUGUGUUCACUUGAGUGAUAGUUUUCUGAUAGUUAUAAUGGAUUUAGAAAGUGUGGACCACAUUUGGGAAAAAAAAUACAAAUUUACUUUCAAAACAUUACAGCAACAAAUAUGUAUACAGAUUGUAUCCUUGGAUUUUUAUGAUACAAAAAUAAAAAGGCAAGACUGGCCAAUGCUGCCAUGACAUGCCAUGUGACAAAA
Molecule: messenger RNA, 6111 nt
Organism: Dunckerocampus dactyliophorus (ringed pipefish)
Lineage: Eukaryota; Metazoa; Chordata; Actinopteri; Syngnathiformes; Syngnathidae
Product: kinesin-like protein KIFC3
Exons: 21
Coding region: 2425-5190 (921 amino acids)
Biological process (GO): microtubule-based movement
Molecular function (GO): microtubule motor activity; ATP binding; microtubule binding
Source: RefSeq, a predicted model, not a curated record